Messenger RNA from Leptonychotes weddellii (Weddell seal), 8921 nucleotides. NCBI's taxonomy places the organism in Eukaryota, Metazoa, Chordata, Mammalia, Carnivora, Phocidae. The record is from RefSeq and is a predicted model, not a curated record.
CACCCCGCGCCCAUGUUCCCCCGUCUGCAGGACUGACGGACUCCAUCAGCUCGUGCCACUUCCUGCUCCCACCAUGGGACCCCCGGGGAGCAUGCUGAGCAGCGGGCAAGUGCAGGUGGUCCUGUGGGGCAGUUUGGCCGCUGUCGCCACUUUCUUCCUCAUCAGCUUCCUCGUUUUUCUGUGCUCCAGUUGUGACAGAGAGAAGAAGCCGAGGCAGCAGAGUGGGGACCAUGAGAACCUGAUGACCGUGCCUUCCGACAAGGAGAUGUUCAGCCAUUCGGUAACUAGCCUGGCCACAGACGCGCCUGCCGGCAGCGAGCACAACGGGAUCCUCACCAAUGGCGACGUUCUUUCAGAAGACAGUACUCUGACCUCCAUGCAACAUUAUGAGGAGGUCCAGACCUCAGCUUCGGAUCUGCUGGACUCCCAGGACAGCACGGGGAAGCCAAAAUGUCAUCAGAGCCGGGAACUGCCCAGAAUUCCCCCUGACAGCGCAGUGGACACGAUGCUCAAUGCGAGGAGCGUGGACGGGGUCCAGGGCCUAGGGACGGAAGGGCCGUAUGAAGUGCUCAAGGAUAGUUCCUCCCAAGAAAAUAUGGUGGAGGACUGCUUGUAUGAAACUGUGAAAGAAAUUAGGGAGGUGGCAGCAGCCGUGAACCCAGGGAAGGGCCACAGCAGCAGGUCAAAGUCGACUUCCGCUCUGAAAGAGCUUCCUGGGCCCCAAGCCCCCGAAGCGGACUUCGCUGAAUAUGCAUCAGUGGACAGAAACAAAAAGUGUCGACAGAGCGUUAACGCAGAGACUGUUCUUGGAAAUUCUUGCGAUCUGGAAGAGGAAGCCCCACCACCUGUCCCCGUUAAACUUCUGGAUGAAAAUGAAAACCUUCAGGAGAAGGAAGAGAGCAAGAGAGCAGAGGAAGGAGCCACAGAGGGGACCAGCGAAACCAACAAGAGAUUUAGUUCAUUGUCGUACAAGUCCCGGGAAGAGGACCCAACUCUCACAGAAGAAGAGAUCUCAGCCAUGUAUUCAUCAGUAAAUAAACCUGGACAGUCAGGGAGUAAAUCAGGACAGUCUCUUAAAGCACCGGAGUCCAGCUACACCUCCAUCCAAAGAGCCACUCAGAGAUCCCCCUCUUCCUGUAAUGAUCUCUACGCUACUGUUAAAGACUUGGAGAAAACUCCAAACAGCGUCAGCACACUUCCACCAGCAGUAAGACCCAGUGAGGAGCCCGAGCCUGAUUACGAAGCAAUACAAACUCUAAACAGAGAGGAAGAUAAGGCCACCCCAGAGACCAACGGCCAACGUGGCCUUUUCCCAAAAGAGAAUGACUAUGAGAGCAUUGGGGACUUGCAGCAAUGCAGAGAUAUCACCAGGCUCUAGCAACCCAGAAGACAGGCCCACACAACAUACGAUCGGCCGGUUGGGGGGCAUUUCUUCUGUGGAAGACAAGAAGCGACAUCAACCCCUACUUUAUAUGCUGCUCUAGUAAUCCGACGACAAUUGAAGAUGUGGAGACUGUUUCCCGGGGUUGGAAACAGUGAGGUACGUACCUGACUGCACCCAAGUGUGCCCCUGCGUGCCGGGGGGCACUGCACACCCAAGCACAUCUCCCUUGUGCACCCUCACCCUCUGGAAAGAUCUCAGCUGUCCGUGGUUUCACCCUGUGAGUAAGGAAAGUCGAGCUGCAAGGAAGAACCGCAUUCAUCAAGAACCACGACUCCACCUGCCUAACAUACUGCCAUUCACAAGAGCCAGGUUUUUCUGCCUUUCUUCCCUUUUUUUUUUUUUUCUAUCUGCUCCUCACAUUUAAAUGUACGGCUUUCUUCCCCCUUGAAAUCUUCCGACUUCUAAUGGUUCAUUCCAAGAAAAUUCCCCCACAAGGCUUGGCCUUUGCCUUCAACUUCGGUGUUUUAAGAUGGUAAGAAACUGUGGUUGCUGGUCACUGGCAGCUCCCCAAUCCUCUUCUAAGAGCCGCACCUGGGAAAAAAAAGGACCCUGCAGGUGGGCAGGACUGGGACUGCCCCCCGCCGCCCCCAAGCUUCUUAGACCUUCCUUCCUCCUGAUUUGGGCACUCCACAUCAGCAGCCUCUCCCAAAGUACUUGAAGUCAUUUUUAGAUGCUUUAUUUUAUUUUUCUAGUCAAAGCGGUUCCCUCCCCACACGCCUCCCCCCCAGUAUGUGAAACUCUUCAGAGCCUUUUCAGUAUUUUCAAUGAAUAUUGUGGUACUUCUAUACUUGUUUUAGCCCAGAGUUCAUUCCUCUGAAACAGCCUUAAUCUCUAUGUUGGGACACAGACCACAUAUUUGGACGGCAGCCAUGGCGUCCGUCUCUGAAGGGCUGUGGACUUGAAUGUGUAUUUCUGAUGACCCCUGCUGCCACACCAACGUGUGAGAUUUCCUAAGGGAACUGCUACCCUAAGGUAAUCUAAAAUUAAAAUGUAAACAUUUAUUUUUGUUAUAUAAAUUUAUAAGAUGUUUUAGGUUUAACGCCUAAUUUCUAGAAACUGCCAGAAAAAAAUGUAUAUUAACUAUUUUGAUUUUAUGUACAAUGAUUUAUACUCAUUUUGAAAAAAAAAACCAUAAAGCACAUAAGCUAGGUAAUUACACGUAGUUGUUGUCUGUUUUCUAAUCAAGUGUUUAAAAUAUUGAAGGUUUUUAAAGGCUUUUCAAAUGGUACUUGGAGCCGUGGUCAAAGUCAUCUGGCUCACUAGAGAAAUAAGUGGAAUGAACAUAAAUGAUCAUUUUCAGUGAUUUGAGGUGGGCUAUACUGAAAUAUUUGAAAUGGUAAAAAAAAAAAAAUGAAGAAUGAAAUAGGACUAGGGAUGACUGCAUUAUUAACCUCAUGAAGGUAUUAUAACUCCAUUAAGAUUUAGCUACAUUUUUAAGAAAAUUUACAGUGGUGGAUUCUGCAAUCCAGUGCUUGCAAAUGCAAAUUGCCUAUUGGGAUUCUUUUUUCCCUUCAUUUUACAAAAAUCAGUGGCUGAAAUAACUCCUAUUAAGAGCUCAGCCUGGUUUGAAUUUAAUCAUCUCUUUAAAUUUUAUAAGGCCGACAUUGGGAAACUUGUUCACUUUUCGUCUGAAAAGGGCCCUGCUAUUAUGCGGUGUGGCUAUAGCAAGGGACCCUUGCCUACACUGAUUUAAAAAAAAAAAAGAGGCAAUUAUCGUGUACUGCUGUGCCGUCUCUGGCUUGUCAGACUUUUCACUCCUUCUGACAAAGGACGCGACCGGGAGGACGAAGGAUCCUGCAAAUGGUAGGGACCAGCUCAUGGGCAUGCCUUUCCCACCCCUCGCAUUCGUGGCUGGGUUUUGUGACUGCUCCGUAAUACAUUUCUGCAAUUGUGAAGUCAGCUUUGCCGGGGUAAGCUGCUUGGUGGUCAGUAGUUUGCAGUCAGCCUGGCCUCUCCCAUGAAGACCUCAUGAGCCUAAGCACAAUCAUCACUGACUAGAAGGAGAUGGCAGAAUACCGUUGGGUUGGGGGAAAGGUUACCAGGAAGGUGCCAAGGUCCUUGCUCUCUGAAUUUGUAUCUUUCGUGAGCACUGUUUUUGCCUGGUGAUUUUCUUUGCUUACUUAGUAUGAAUGAGUUUGACCCACCAAUCUCUUACACCAUGGGGUUUCUUUAGCUCCUGCUGAUGGCCAGGUCACAUCGCAUACCUAGUGUUGUGCUUGCUGCAAUAAUGUCCUUUAUGAGCACCUGACCGCUCAAAAGUCUUACUGUCUUCCAUAAUGUCUUUACUUAUUGCCAGGGAAGUGAAUAUGAUCUCUAAAGUGUAAAAUCAUUUCUAGAGACAAAAGUUCUUUAUAGUCCUAUCAUCUUGAAAUUUCAUUAUCAGAAUUUCCCCCAGAAGUUCCGAAAUAAAGGCUAUUAUAUAGCCAUAAAAUAUGCACUGAAACCUCUCUCUUGAUUUGAGAAUCUGUGCUAAGAAUAAGUUGCGAUUUAAAGGAUUGUAAGUAUAUUUUAGAAGAAACUAGAAGGCCCUCCAGUACAAAUCCUAAAAGAAAAAGUAAUAGCACAAUCCCUGAGGGUUAAGGGAGAGAGAAGCAGAGUAAACUUGAGGAGCUGGCUCUGCUCUUGAGAUCAUUAGGUACCUUAUGGAAGUAUAUUUACUGAUGCAUCAUCAUGGUUUUGACCUUAUAGUACAGUAUUUCAUAAAUGUCAUCACUUUUUACUUUAUUCAUUGAAAAUCUGUGCUAGUCUUUGAGUUGGACAAAAGCCUAUGGCUUCUUGAAAAAAGUUUCAAGUUCAGCUAAAUGCACAAAAGGUAAUUAUAAAAAAUUUUUUACUAUUCAACUUUGACAUCUAUUAUUAUGCAUUUUUAUCAUUUAGGUUAUGUGGAAUCUCACAAUUAAAAUAAGCUUUUGGAAAUUUUUUUGUUUUAUAAGUCAGAAUUAUAAACUCAUCUUGCCUAAAAGUAGAAUCUUUGCUUUUAGUCAGAUAUUUUGAAAGUUUAGAAGAUUUUUUUAUGCUGCUUUUACUGUUUCUCAAAUGCAGUCAGCAGGAGAGAAUGACCUGUUUUAUGUGAAAUGUUUGAGGAAAUCUUAAAUUCUAGAAGAAAGCAAUUUUUUAUAAUAUGUGGGCCACAUACAUUUUUUUUCCAGUCCUGCACUAAACUGCAUCAUUAGGUCUACUAAAGAUUUUGAAAGUACUGCUGUCCUUUGUGGGGAAAAGACUAAUUACUGAUUUAUCUGAUUUAUCUCAAAAUCCAAGAGUUAAUUUUAAUUGAGUGCUAACAAUAGGUAGUCCACAUAAAGAACUAAAAUUUAACCUCAGGAUGUCACUAGAUCUAUUUCUCAUAUUAGAUUUCCUUUUGCCAAUUAGAGCAUUUAUUUACUUUAACCAGUAACAAACUGUGCAUGUGUGUGUAUGUAUACUAUACAUAUAUAUUUACAUAAGCACACAUAGACAUAUCUAAAGUUGUUCUGGUGCCUGAUUAGUGAGGAUACAUCCUAGUAUGUAUUUGCAAUGUCUACCCUAUUAGUGUGAUGACUAUUGUCAUAAAAGCAGAAUAGAAAAAAAGCUAUCCAAUAGUUUUCAUUUAGUAAUUACAAGAAAACCUUCCUAAGUUACCUCAUAUCAUUUUUCUAAUAAAUUCAGAUUCUAAAUUGCAUCCAUAAUUCUCUUAGCUGAAAAACAGUGGUAUUUUAAAGUAGUUUUUUCAUAUGUGUGGCUCAUUACAUAUUCAACAUGACAGGAGGAAAUGUAAAUAGGUGUCCUUCUCAGAGAUCAUGUCAAGAAGAGAUCCGGCAGAAAGCACCAAGAGCCACGUGAGCCAGGAUGGAGCCCCAGCAAGGUGACCCCCCACCGGGUGGCAGAAGCAGAGGUCUGUUAUCACUCGGUUGCAUUGUCUUUCCUUCUCUUUGGAAGCCACGAGAGUUUAGCGCAGAGCCAGCAAGCAAUGAGGUAGUAUGACGGACGGAACAUGGCUCGGAGGUGGGGACGUGGAUAAUCACGGAGCCGCAGCUCAGGACUCAAGUAGGAUUUUGUAAAUGAGUAAAUGACAUUUUUUUUCAGUGUUCCUUGUACUAGUUAAUAUGAGUCCGUGUGAUCUAGUGAUGCCAUUCUUCUGAAAGUGUUGGCUUCUGGUCCCCAGCCAGCUUCGUCUGGGCUGCUGGAGGCACAGUAGGUACUGAUGGUUCUUUCCUGGAAAUCCUGACAGGCUUAUUGUACUGUGUCACUGGGGGAAGUUAAAGUGUAAUGUUUGGUGUUAAUAAGUGACUGAUGUGAAAAAUAGGAACAUGUGUCUAUAAUAUCAAAUAUGGCUUUUUUUUUUUUUUGGCAGUGAAAUCUAUAUUCCUUGUCCUGUGGUAGUCUUUUCUUGCCUCUGUGUUGUACCUUUCUUAAGUACAUUAUUCUUGACAGUGGCAUUGGACAAGUUGAACACACAUAGAAAGUGUUUGAAUUAAAGAGAUCAGUCCAGAAACCAUGCUAAAUUAGUCUUCAUCUGAAAUUAUGAAAGUAAAUUUAAAAAGCCGUGGUCCAGAAGAGAACAGAUAUUCAUUCAUAAGUGUUUUUUUCCCUACUGUUCAUUUUUAAGUCUGUUUACAUCCAGUCUCUGAUAUUUAUAAAGUAUUCAUUGUUUUUCCAGGUUCUUCUUUAUUGAACUAAGAAAUAAUUCAGAUUUCUCUUAAUGCCAGAUGAAAUGAGAAAUGUUACAAUUUUUAUUAAAAGGGCAAUUUUUUAAGCAUUCAGUUUGGUAAUCAUUUAUCUUGAUGCAUUUAAAUUAAUUUUUCUUUGCUCACCAUUUAUAUGCUAUGGGUAUUUUUAAAAAAUGUACUCUGGUUGUCUCAGAUCACCUUAUGUAAUGGAUUAUAAAGGCUGGUAAAUGGUCAUUCCUCAGACUUCUGUGUUAGAUUGGCAACAGUUUUAAUGUUACCUUUUAAAUAUGUAUUAUUAAUGCACCUCAUGUUUUCAGGGAAAGUUUGAAAUAUAGCUAAACAAAUAGGAAUUUGCAUUUCAUUGUUCAUGCAUUUUUUCCUCAUAAAAAUAGUUUCUCAAAAAAAUGACCUAUUAUCUCUUAGGUUGUCCUGAUCAGCUUCAAAGUGCUCCUCUUGCUCAAAAAUAAUCCAUGACAGUAGCAUUUGGACUCAUUGUCUCCGGAGGUCUUUGUCACGGUCAAACUGUCCAAUUCACAAAAGAGUGGUAAAAUUGUUUCCAGUACUCGGAAUUUUUAACCUUCAUUUUAAGUCUGAAAAUCUCUCUUAUUGGCUUCAACAUCUUGGAACGUUUUCCCCUGCCUUACUCUGGGCCUUUUAGGGAGCAAGUCUGCAACACGGGGACGUGAAGCUACUCUUUCUCCCCAUCUCACUUCGGUUCCUGCUGCGACUUUGCACAGCACCCCCCUGCUCCUCUUCCCCACCCAGCCGCUCUGCUGUUCGUGGCACAUUCCCACACAUCUUUUCCGAUGUGGACACAACCCACACAGAUCACACAUCCUGCCUGCGAUCACAGAUCCAUUCCCCGCCAUCACCCAGUGAGCAGACAGCUCUGCCCAACUCACAUUUUCCCGUGUCACAGGCUGCUGAGACAAGGCCACAGGCCCACCUAGGGAAGCAGAUGCUGGGUUAUUUGCACGGGCUUUGCUAAACCAUGUUCAUUCUUCCCCACCUCCGUCAUGAGAAUGGUUGGCACUAGGGGGCCGUGGAAGAGAACUUUAAGUUCUGUUGCAAGGACUCAAACUCACAGUUGGAAUGUCUGGUUUGGUUUUGUUAACAAGUUGGAAACUAUCAGUUUAAAACAAACUUUCUUUUUCCCUUCUUAAACUGAAGGAGAAAAAAAAAUUAAUCUUAGAUCCCAUUUAGGUAGUAAAGGCUUCCUUGAAAGACAGCCCUGUCCUUCUAUAGGUGAAGAGGCUAAAACCAAAAGCCAAGUCUGUCUCUGAAUAUUCCUUUGACACAUUUUUAUGUAUUUUUAAUGUAAAGCCCAUAAAUGAAUCUGAGAUGAUGUUCAUGACCUAUCCUGUAAGCCUGCUUGCCUUUUUUUUUUUUGCACUUAUUUUUUGAGUAUAGGCUUUUCUUGUUUUUCCUGGAGCCAUGCUAGAAACAAUUCCAAUGGGCUACUCCAUGACUGCCUCCUGGAGUCCCGGCAAUGUGGCCGCACUGUUAGCCGGGCUUGCCUCUUAGGGAGGAGCAUGUGAAAAAUGCCAGACAAGCUGACUUCUAUGUACAAGUCAACAAGCAUUCGAGAAGUCCUUUAUGCCUCAGAUUUUGACAUUUAAAAAAUUUUUCGGAGUACCAACUACAUAUUUGAUUGGGGGGUGAGGGAGUUGGUGAGCAGGACAGGGAUUGGACCCAAAAUUCGAACUAAGUGGAUGGGCAAGACUUCCCACCCCACUCAGUUGGUGUGCUUCUCUGGGAAAUGUAUUAUCCCAGCUCCCUGUCAACCACUCCUGAGUUGCUUAAGGAGCAAAUAGUAAGUAUGUAGAAAUGAAAAAGAUGACCUCAAAGAUUUAAAUUAUUUUUAGAUAUUUUCUUUGUAAACUCAGGAAUAAGCCUGGUUUGUGAAAAGCAUAAUAUGGCUACUACAGCUGUAAUUUAUGGGUAACUAGAUACAUCCUUUCAAAUAUGUUUCAUUUAAACACCUACUUUGUUGUAACUGGGAAAAGAAACUCCUCAUAAAAAAAAAAAGCCAACAAAAAGACUUCACUAAAAGAGUGUGUCAUCAACCUAUCAUCCGCCCCAGAGUGCUUGUUUCUUGCCUAUAGUAUAGUUUUUCAACAAUUUUUAUGGGAGAAAAAAAUGCAUUUUUUUCUUGGAAAAGUGAAUUAAGGUAUUGAAUUAAAUUCUCAGAGAGGACAACUUAAAAGAGAAGCAUUGGAUUUAGAGAUGAGCUCACAGCUCUGUGGUCCCUGUUCCAGCAUUGACUUUAUCGUGUGACCUUGAACAAAUGAUUUAACUACUCUGUGCCUCAGUUUCUCCAUGUGCAAAAUGGGGAUAAUGAUACCAACCAUUGCCUACCUCAUAUGGAUGUUAUGGGGACAAAUAAGAUAAUAUAAAUACAAAUGCUUUAUCUCUGGAAGAAAGGUGCUAUAUAAAUUAAAGUUGUGUUGUUUUUAAUGAUCCAGUUAUUAUGUUUAGGGUUUAAAUAAUAGCAAUACUGUUAGUCAUCUUAAGAAUAAGUUUCCAUUUAACACAUAAUUACAAUUCUCUUCUGUGGCCAAAUCUUGAUCAUUCAUCCAGUAUUGGUACGUAAGGAACUGAAAUGGGUAUUUGUUUUCUGUGUAUUUCUGCCCAUAGUAUUUCUAUUCUGAAUGUUCCCAAAAGGUUGGAGUUUAACUUGUAAUAUCUUAUAGUUUACAUGUAAUGAACCUUAAUCAUGCUGUGUAUAAAAGUAUAAUUACAUGUAAAUAGCAGGUACAUUGUAAUUAAAGGCACUUAUCAAAUUGUCUUUGUUCUUUUUAAAUUGCAAUAAAAGUCAGUUUUAUAUAAAA